Molecule: messenger RNA, 1624 nt
Organism: Schistocerca gregaria
Lineage: Eukaryota; Metazoa; Arthropoda; Insecta; Orthoptera; Acrididae
Exons: 10
Coding region: 205-1050 (281 amino acids)
Source: RefSeq, a predicted model, not a curated record
CACCGCACGGAGACGCAGUUGCUCCGAACAUACUAUCGUUGUUGUCAAAAUUGUGAACUACUAACAUACUGACGAUAAAAUACACAAAAAAAUGUAUCGAUAGUAAAUAGCGUGGCGGAACUGUGAUCGAGUUCUGGCUUCCUAUUGUUAAAGAGAAGAUACAUUUGGAAGGACAUAACCUGAACGGACCCAUUCAACUUGGAAAUGGAAAAUCCUCCAAAACAAUGCACAAAGUCUGCAUGUAAUGGAACUACAAACAGUCCAAAGGCGGAGAAGCCUACAAAAGAACACACAAAUUCUGCCAGGGAUGGGAGUACAAGCAGACUAGAGCCAGAAACGAAUCCAAACCAACAAACAAAUUCUGCCAGUGUUGGGACUGCAAUCAGACAAGAGCCCAGCAACUUUCCAGUCAGAGAGCCAAUCACUGAUGCAGAGAGGGGACUUCCCGAAGAUUGUUGCUGUAGUUUCUCCCUCACGAAGGACUCCAUCAUCGAUGCUCUCAUGUGUCUGAGCUACUUCCCAGUCAAAAAACCUACCACUGUUGCAGAGGUGGUAGCUCUCAACGAUUGGUGCUGUGGACUGUCCCUCGAGACGGGCGCCAUGAUCGCUGGUGUCCUGUUCCUGGUAUGGAGCCUUGUGCAGAUUGCGGUAUCAUCACUCAUUUUGUUCGUGCUGGGCACCUACUACCGUUUAUAUAAGGCAGGAUCAGUUACUGAUAUAGUGACGACUGCAUACUUUAUAUAUUAUAUUAUCGAGGCUGUCUGUAACAUAAUUCUCCUCCAUGGAAUCGUCAAGGCAAGGACUGUCUUGUUUUUACCAUGGUUGAUUAUUAAAACCCUGGGGGACAUAGCAGUGAUCGUAAUAGCUGUUAUCGCAUGGUCUGCUGUCUUUUGGUACGAACGUCCUUCCGUCGGUAUCAGUAUAUUUUUUAUGUGCAUCAUCUACUUGUUGCCCAAUGUAUACUUCCUGCGAGUUGUCUACAGCUACUACUGGAUGCUCGAAAAGAACCCAGAGUCUGACAGGCUGGUACCUAAGAAUGAGAAUGUAUAGUUGUGAACAGAGAUGGUAACUUUUGGCAGUUUGAAUCACAAUUACUUCUGUGAAACACUUAGCUGAUGAAACUCCUUUGGACGUCUGUGAAUGUUGAAGGAAAAACGGUUAUUAUUAUUAGUAUUGGUUUUGACAGUGAAUCUAGAAUCCAUGUACUUCGUUUAUCGUUAAUAGUGUCCACACUUUAUAAGUCAGACUAGACUUACUGCUUCCAUUCUCAUAAACAGUGCAUUUCAUAAAUGAUUCCAGAGACUAUUGAAGGGUACAAGAAUUCAUUUUGCAAUGUUUUCCAUUGACUUUUGUGUAUAUAACCGUCAACUGUUGGAUCUUGUAAAGCAUAGUUCAGUAGUCGCUAUUCAGUGUUGUCGGAAAAAACGUAACUAUUUAUUUUCAUUAUGUGUGUCACUGUGACUGAAUUUCAAUUUUUGUAAUGUAAUGAUGAUCUUCACCCAAUGUUACAUGUAAUUUGUAGGCAAAAAAUAAGACUUUUUGACGAUUUUAUUUUAUUAAAAGAAGAUUAAUGGUUGAAUGUAUUUUUAUUGAAGUCAAUAAAUGAAAAAUUUCUGUUCCAUGA